CUGAGAAGAAAGGGUGCGCCUUUCUGAGAAGCUGGACUUGGGUAGGCCCUCUCAGGAUGGGGAAGCCCAGCUGAGCGAGUGGUCAGCCUCUGGCUAGCCUUGCCUUCUGUUGCCACCCCCUUCCCUUUCCUGUUCCCUUCAUUGUGUCUGGUUGGUGGGGGACCUCAGGUGACAGGGUCUCUGAUGUCACCGGGGUUCACACCCUAGGGUGCUUCAGCUAAUCAGAUGGAUUUGCACUUCAGUCUUCUCCCCUUCACUUUGCCCCUCACAGCCACCUCUCCUCCCUGAUAUGCCCCAUUCUCCUGGCUAUUCUGUGGUUUUGAUUCCCAUGCCUCUGAUUCCCAUGGUGGGUCUGCUUAUCUGCUUUUCAGGCCUGGUCUGGUUGGAUUUCUUGUCCUUGCAAGGAAGUGUGUGUAUAUGUGUUUGUGUGUGUACGUGUGUGUGUGUGCUUGGAGGUGCCUGGCAAUGUUUUCCUCCAGCUGCAGUUACCUUCCAACCUCUUGCUGUGAUGGUGUCAAUAAUCUCAUCCAUUUGUCAAACGAUCUGUCUUUUACAAAGUGCUUUGACAGCCAUUCUCUCAUGUGACAUCCCCGCAUUCACCCUGUGGGGGCCUCUUUUAUUGUCAUCUUCCCAUUUUACAGUUGAGAACAUUGAGGCCCAGAGAGGUUGCCCAAGGUCACACAGUGGCAGAACCAGAAUUUGAACUCAAGUCCUCAAUCACAUCUUUCCCUGAUGCAUGCCUGGUUCUUGCCAUCUCUUUUCCUCUGAGUUUGGGCUCGGCCAGGGGUCCCUAGGAGUCCAGGCUGGAGUGAGGUUUAAGAAUGGGGAUGAGAUGAGCUUCCUUUCCAGGAGGGCUCUACUCAGAAGCUUUUCCUGAUGGGAGCCUCUGGCUUUUGCCUCUGCCUCAUGGAGUUUUCUAUCCACUGUGACCUUCAUCUUUACCCCGAUCCCAGGGUUUGGCCUAGAUUCCUGAGAGGGCUCUCUCCUGACAAAUGGUAGCACUAGUGGCAUCUUUUAACUGUUCAAGCCAAGCUGUUGGGGUAGAAUGAUCCCCCAAAGGAUUAAAGCUUUGUGGGGACCUUGGAGGCAGGGAAGGAAAAAUCCACAUGCUGAGUGUCUGCAUGGUGUUCCUAAGUAUGAGAUCUCAUUAAAAUCUUAACAACAGCUCCAUGCUGUAAUCCAUUUCACUGAAGAGAAGACCAAGAACUAGAAGGAACUUAUUCAAAGCCCUGUUGCUGUACAUUGCAGACGGGAUGUACUGGUAGCAUAGCUUAGGAACAGAUAGAUACGGGUUUCCUCAUCUGUAGAAUGGAGAUAACAUUGUUCGUUUUGGAAGGUGGUUAUGAUUUAGCACAGACCUUGGUUAUUGUUCAAGUGUUUGUUGUUAUUAUGGGGAAGGGGACCUGCAUGAUGUUUUGCCAGUGGGUGGCACCCCUCCAUGUGGCCUAGGUUAGCAUUCUGGGGCCUUGUGUUGGUAAAGAGGUCAGGAAGAUUCCUUUGGCAAGUUGAGAGCACCUGCCUUUGUGUGUGGGUGUGUGGUGCUGGUGAGGGGUGCUUGGCACUGUUGCUGGCAGAAGGGAGAAAAGGGCCGGCUUUGAGCAACCUGGGAGCUGCUGAGGGCUGAGCAGAGAGCAAUCAAUCAGUCUCCCAGGCUAUUCUGAGCCCUCUGCACCCUGGGGGCCCACUGGAGAGUCAGGCUCCCUCCUUGCCCUCCAGCUUCCAGUUGGGCUGAGACAAAAUUAACAACACAACAGGAAACAAUGCAUGACAGAAUAAAUUACAUGCUAAAAUUGUUGGGUGCUUUUGAGUAGCUAGAACUCUGCCCCAGGAGUCCAGCUCUGCUGAAGGCUCCUUUGUGCCUAAAUUCUGACAAGUGCUUAGGCUGGAGCCUGUCUUGGAAUCUCCUUGAGGGUUUUGGUUCUGGUAUCCUGCAGGAACUUUCUCCGGGUGUUUGGCUGGGUGCCCUAGGUGCUCUUCCCAAUGGCUGGAGUGGUCAGGACAGGCUUCCUGCAAGAGGGGAGCUGAGCUUGGGGUGACAGCUGAGAAAGUAAUGGAUACUGGCCUAGCCAGGGAGCAGAAGGUCCUGUUCUCUGACCUUGGAGAAGUCCUUUUUCUUCUCUGUGCCUCAGUGACCUCACCUAGGAAAUGGUGAUCAUGAUUCUGCCCUGCCUGUUUCGAAGGGCUGCUCUGAAAUCAUAGUGAUGGAGGACCAGCUUUGGACAAGACACUUAACCUUGCUGAGCCUGUUUCUUUAUCUGCCAGGCCCCACUCUCAGGGCCCCCAGGGGCCACCAUGCCAGCUGGGGGCCGGGCCGGGAGCCUGAAGGACCCAGAUGUGGCUGAGCUCUUCUUCAAGGAUGACCCAGAAAAGCUCUUCUCUGACCUCCGGGAAAUUGGCCAUGGCAGCUUUGGAGCCGUAUACUUUGCCCGGGAUGUCCGGAAUAGUGAGGUGGUGGCCAUCAAGAAGAUGUCCUACAGUGGGAAGCAGUCCAAUGAGAAAUGGCAAGACAUCAUCAAGGAGGUGCGGUUCUUACAGAAGCUCCGGCAUCCCAACACCAUUCAGUACCGGGGCUGUUACCUGAGGGAGCACACGGCUUGGCUGGUAAUGGAGUAUUGCCUGGGCUCAGCUUCUGACCUUCUAGAAGUGCACAAGAAACCCCUUCAGGAGGUAGAGAUCGCAGCUGUGACCCACGGGGCGCUUCAGGGCCUGGCAUAUCUGCACUCCCACAACAUGAUCCAUAGGGAUGUGAAGGCUGGAAACAUCCUGCUGUCAGAGCCAGGGUUAGUGAAGCUAGGGGACUUUGGUUCUGCGUCCAUCAUGGCACCCGCCAACUCCUUCGUGGGCACCCCAUACUGGAUGGCACCUGAGGUGAUCCUGGCCAUGGAUGAGGGGCAGUACGAUGGCAAAGUGGACGUCUGGUCCUUGGGGAUAACCUGCAUCGAGCUGGCUGAACGGAAACCACCGCUCUUUAACAUGAAUGCGAUGAGUGCCUUAUACCACAUUGCACAGAACGAAUCCCCCGUGCUCCAGUCAGGACACUGGUCUGAGUACUUCCGGAAUUUUGUCGACUCCUGUCUUCAGAAAAUCCCUCAAGACAGACCAACCUCAGAGGUUCUCCUGAAGCACCGCUUUGUGCUCCGGGAGCGGCCACCCACAGUCAUCAUGGACCUGAUCCAGAGGACCAAGGAUGCCGUGCGGGAGCUGGACAACCUGCAGUACCGCAAGAUGAAGAAGAUCCUGUUCCAAGAGGCACCCAACGGCCCUGGUGCCGAGGCCCCAGAGGAGGAAGAGGAGGCCGAGCCCUACAUGCACCGGGCCGGGACUCUGACCAGCCUCGAGAGUAGCCACUCAGUGCCCAGCAUGUCCAUCAGCGCCUCCAGCCAGAGCAGCUCCGUCAACAGCCUAGCAGAUGCCUCAGACAACGAGGAAGAGGAAGAGGAGGAGGAGGAAGAGGAGGAGGAGGAAGAAGGCCCCGAAGCCCGGGAGAUGGCCAUGAUGCAGGAGGGGGAGCACACAGUCACCUCUCACAGCUCCAUUAUCCACCGGCUGCCGGGCUCUGACAACCUAUAUGAUGACCCCUACCAGCCAGAGAUAACCCCCAGCCCUCUCCAGCCGCCUGCAGCCCCAGCUCCCACUUCCACCACCUCUUCCGCCCGCCGCCGGGCCUACUGCCGUAACCGGGACCACUUUGCCACCAUCCGAACCGCCUCCCUGGUCAGCCGUCAGAUCCAGGAGCAUGAGCAGGACUCUGCGCUGCGGGAGCAGCUGAGCGGCUAUAAGCGGAUGCGACGACAGCACCAGAAGCAGCUGCUGGCCCUGGAGUCACGGCUGAGGGGUGAACGGGAGGAGCACAGUGCACGGCUGCAGCGGGAGCUUGAGGCGCAGCGGGCUGGCUUUGGGGCAGAGGCGGAAAAGCUGGCCCGGCGGCACCAGGCCAUAGGUGAGAAGGAGGCACGAGCUGCCCAGGCCGAGGAGCGGAAGUUCCAGCAGCACAUCCUUGGGCAGCAGAAGAAGGAGCUGGCCGCCCUGCUGGAGGCACAGAAGCGGACCUACAAACUUCGCAAGGAACAGCUGAAGGAGGAGCUCCAGGAGAACCCCAGCACUCCCAAGCGGGAGAAGGCCGAGUGGCUGCUGCGGCAGAAGGAGCAGCUCCAGCAGUGCCAGGCGGAGGAGGAAGCAGGGCUGCUGCGGCGGCAGCGCCAGUACUUUGAGCUGCAGUGUCGCCAGUACAAGCGCAAGAUGUUGCUGGCUCGGCACAGCCUGGACCAGGACCUGCUGCGGGAGGACCUGAACAAGAAGCAGACCCAGAAGGACUUGGAGUGUGCACUGCUGCUUCGGCAGCACGAGGCCACGCGGGAGCUGGAGCUGCGGCAGCUCCAGGCCGUGCAGCGCACGCGGGCUGAGCUCACCCGCCUGCAGCACCAGACGGAGCUGGGCAACCAGCUGGAGUACAACAAGCGGCGUGAGCAAGAGUUGCGGCAGAAGCAUGCGGCCCAGGUUCGCCAGCAGCCCAAGAGCCUCAAAGUACGUGCAGGCCAGCGCCCCCCGGGCCUUCCACUCCCCAUUCCUGGGGCUCUGGGCCCACCCAACACAGGCACCCCUAUAGAAGAGCAGCCCUGCUCACCUGGCCAGGAGGCAGUCCUGGACCAAAGAAUGCUUGGCGAGGAGGAGGAAGCAGUUGGAGAGAGAAGGAUUCUGGGAAAGGAAGGGGCCACUUUGGAGCCCAAGCAGCAGAGGAUUCUGGGGGAAGAAUCAGGAGCCCCUAGUCCCAGUCCACAAAAACAUGGGAGCCUGGUUGAUGAGGAAGUUUGGGGUCUGCCUGAGGAGAUAGAGAAGCUUAGGGUGCCCUCCCUUGUACCCCAGGAGAGGAGCAUUGUUGGCCAGGAGGAGGCUGGGACGUGGAGCUUGUUGGGGAAGGAGGAUGGGAGUCUUCUGGGUGAGGAGUUUGAGCUUGGCUGGGUCCAGGGCCCAGCACUGACUCCCGUCCCCGAGGAGGAGGAAGAAGAGGAAGAGGGGGCUCCGAUUGGGACCCCUAGGGAUCCUGGAGAUGGUUGUCCUUCCCCCGACAUCCCUCCUGAACCCCCUCCAACACACCUGAGGCCCUGCCCUGCCAGCCAGCUCCCUGGACUCCUGUCCCAUGGCCUCCUGGCCGGCCUCUCCUUUGCAGUGGGGUCCUCCUCUGGCCUCCUGCCCCUUCUGCUGCUGCUGCUGCUUCCAUUGCUGGCAGCCCAGGGUGGGGGUGGCCUGCAGGCAGCGCUGCUGGCCCUUGAGGUGGGGCUGGUGGGUCUGGGGGCCUCCUACCUGCUCCUUUGUACAGCCCUGUACCUGCCCUCCAGUCUUUUCCUACUCCUGGCCCAGGGUACCGCACUGGGGGCCGUCCUGGGCCUGAGCUGGCGCCGAGGCCUCAUGGGUGUUCCCCUGGGCCUUGGAGCUGCCUGGCUCUUAGCUUGGCCAGGCCUAGCUCUACCUCUGGUGGCUAUGGCAGCGGGGGGCAGAUGGGUGCGGCAGCAGGGCCCCCGGGUGCGCCGGGGCAUAUCUCGACUCUGGUUGCGGGUUCUGCUGCGCCUGUCACCCAUGGCCUUCCGGGCCCUGCAGGGCUGUGGGGCUGUGGGGGACCGGGGUCUGUUUGCACUGUACCCCAAAACCAACAAGGAUGGCUUCCGCAGCCGCCUGCCUGUCCCUGGGCCCCGGCGGCGUAAUCCCCGCACCACCCAACACCCAUUAGCCCUGUUGGCAAGGGUCUGGGUCCUGUGCAAGGGCUGGAACUGGCGUCUGGCACGGGCCAGCCAGAGUUUAGCAUCCCACUUGCCCCCGUGGGCCAUCCACACACUGGCCAGCUGGGGCCUGCUUCGGGGUGAACGGCCCACCCGAAUCCCCCGGCUACUACCACGCAGCCAGCGCCAGCUAGGGCCCCCUGCCUCCCGCCAGCCACUGCCAGGGACUCUAGCCGGGCGGAGGUCACGCACCCGCCAGUCCCGGGCCCUGCCCCCCUGGAGGUAGCUGACUCCAGCCCUUCCAGCCCAAAUCUAGAGCAUUGAGCACUUUAUCUCCCACGACUCAGUGAAGUUUCUCCAGUCCCUAGUCCUCUCUUUUCACCCACCUUCCUCAGUUUGCUCACUUACCCCAGGCCCAGCCCUUCGGACCUCUAGACAGGCAGCCUCCUCAGCCGUGGAGUCCAGCAGUCACUCUGUGUUCUCCUGGCGCUCCUCCCCUAAGUUAUUGCUGUUCGCCCGCUGUGUGUGCUCAUCCUCACCCUCAUUGACUCAGGCCUGGGGCCAGGGGUGGUGGAGGGUGGGAAGAGUCAUGUUUUUUUUCUCCUCUUUGAUUUUGUUUUUCUGUCUCCCUUCCAACCUGUCCCCUUCCCCCCACCAAAAAAAGAAAAAGACAAACACAAAUAAAAUAUCUGAGCGGAACUGUG
This is a messenger RNA of Gorilla gorilla gorilla (western lowland gorilla), 6418 nucleotides long. It is a transcript of the gene TAOK2, whose product is annotated as TAO kinase 2. Lineage: Eukaryota; Metazoa; Chordata; Mammalia; Primates; Hominidae. The coding region runs from base 2293 to 6000 and encodes 1235 amino acids. Gene Ontology annotation, biological process: protein phosphorylation. Gene Ontology annotation, cellular component: cytoplasm. Gene Ontology annotation, molecular function: ATP binding; protein serine/threonine kinase activity. The record is from RefSeq and is a predicted model, not a curated record. The transcript has 16 exons.